Microtus oregoni (creeping vole) is the source of this 3928-nucleotide messenger RNA. RefSeq names its product signal transducer and activator of transcription 2 (gene Stat2). Lineage: Eukaryota; Metazoa; Chordata; Mammalia; Rodentia; Cricetidae. The coding region runs from base 444 to 2933 and encodes 829 amino acids. Gene Ontology annotation, biological process: type I interferon-mediated signaling pathway; regulation of cell population proliferation; response to peptide hormone. Gene Ontology annotation, molecular function: RNA polymerase II cis-regulatory region sequence-specific DNA binding; DNA-binding transcription factor activity, RNA polymerase II-specific. The transcript is spliced from 24 exons. The record is from RefSeq and is a predicted model, not a curated record.
UAUUGAGUCCUGGGCGCCUCUGCAGGCUAUGGUUUCGUUUCCUUUCCCUGGCGGUGCUGAUUCAGAAAAGUCAGCUGCUUGAAUUCUUGGGUACGACACUAACUGGGCUCCGCCCAUCUCGGUCGAGGGGCGGGCGCUAAGGGGAGCCUCUCCGCCAGUCACUGAAGUCGGCGCUGAGGUUCCGAACGGCUAGUCCAGCCCGGAAGAGGGCGGGGUUUUUGGCUCCACCAAUGAGGCACGUGGGGAGGGCGUGGCUGAGCUCGGGUCGCCUCGGAGAGCCCGGAACCGCAGGUGUGCAGCGCCGGUGACCCGUUCCGCCGCUCACGAUCUGGGUCCGCCGGAGUCGGGGGCGGGGUGGAAACGGUUCUUGAGCCGCCCGGAGGAUUGCAAGUUGCCGCGGGAGCCACUGGGAGGAGCGGCCCUGGAUCCUCAGAAGAGUCCAGAUGGCGCAGUGGGAGAUGCUGCAGAAUCUUGACAGCCCAUUUCUGGACCAGUUGCACCAGCUCUACUCUCAAGUCCUCCUGCCAAUGGAUGUUCGACAGCACCUGGCUGCCUGGAUCGAAGACCAGAACUGGAGGGAAGCCGUGCUAGGCAACGAUCACUCCAAGGCCAACAUGCUGUACUUCAACAUCUUGGAGCAGCUGAAGCAGUGGGACCACAGCUCGGAUCCUGAUUGCUUUUUAUUGCAGCAUAACUUGCGAAAAUUCAACCGGGACAUCCAGACUUUACCCAAUGGUCCUACCCAGUUGGCUGAGAUGAUCUUUAACCUUCUCCUGGAAGAGAAGAGAAUUCUGAAUCAGGCUCAAAGGGCUCAGGAGGUGCAAGCUGGCCCAGCUCCCGAAGCCGCGGCGAGAAGCCAGCAGCUGGAGAUUGAAACCCGAAUCCUGGAUUUACAGGCUGUGGUUGAGACGUUUGUGAAAUCCGUCAGGCAACUGAAAGACCUGCACGAUGUCUUCAGCUUCCGAUACACGAUUCUCACUCAGAAGAAGACGCCAUCUUUGGACCCCCAUCAGAACCAACAGCAACAGCUUGUGCAGACAACAGCCAACGAACUGGACAGAAUGAGAAAGGAGGUGCUGGAUACCUCCAGGGCCCUAGUGGGCCGAUUAACCACCCUGGUCGACCUGUUGCUGCCAAAAUUGGAUGAGUGGAAGAUGCAGCAGCAGAAAUCCUGCAUUGGAGCCCCAGCACCGGAGCUGCAGCUGGAACAGCUGGAGCAGUGGAUGACGUCUGGAGCAAAACUCUUGUUCCACCUCCGGCUGCUGCUGAGACAGUUAAAGGAAAUGAGUUACAUGCUGAAGUACGAGGGUGACAUGUUUAGCCAAGGGGUGGACCUGCAGAAUGCCCAAGUCACGGAGUUACUACAGCGCCUGCUCCAAAGGUCCUUCGUGGUGGAAACCCAGCCCUGCAUGCCCCAAACUCUCCACCGACCCCUCGUCCUGAAGACUGGGAGCAAGUUCACUGUCCGAACAAGAUUGCUGGUAAGACUCCAGGAGGGCAACGAGUCCCUCAAAGCAGAAGUCUCCAUUGACAGGAAUUCAGAGUUAUCGGGCUUCCGGAAGUUCAACAUUCUGACCUCAAACCAAAAAACCUUGACCCCUGAGGAGGGCCAGAGACAAGGCUUAAUUUGGGACUUCGGCUUCUUGACACUGGUGGAGCAGCGUUCAGGUUCAGGAAAGGGUAACAAUAAGGGGCCGCUGGCUGUGACGGAGGAGUUACACAUCAUCAACUUCGUGGUGCAAUAUGUAUACCAGGGUCUGAAGAUGGAGCUGCAGACGGACACACUUCCUGUUGUGGUCAUUUCCAACAUGAACCAGCUCUCCAUUGCUUGGGCCUCAGUUCUCUGGUUCAACAUGCUCAGCUCAAACCCCCAGAACCUCCAGUUCUUCUGCCAGCCCCCAAAAGCCCCCUGGAGCUUGCUGGAGCCUGUCCUCAGCUGGCAGUUCUCCUCCUACAUUGGCCGAGGCCUCGGUUCUGAGCAGCUGAGCAUGCUGAGGAACAAGCUAUUCGGAAAGAACUGCAAGGUGGAGGAGGCACUGUUGUCCUGGGUGGACUUCAGUAAGCGAGAGAGCCCCCCUGGCAAGAUCCCUUUCUGGAUAUGGCUGGACAAAAUUCUGGACCUGGUCCAUGACCACCUGAAGGGUCUCUGGAAUGACGGGCGCAUCAUGGGCUUUGUGAGCCGGAGCCAGGAACGCCGGCUGCUGAAGAAGAUGGUCUCCGGCACCUUCCUGCUGCGCUUCAGCGAAACUACCGAAGGCGGCAUCACUUGCUCGUGGGUGGAACACCAGGAUGAUGAUAAAGUGGUCAUCUACUCCGUGCAGCCCUACACCAAGGAAGUGCUGCAGUCACUCCCGCUGACAGAAAUCAUCCGCCACUACCAGGUUCUUGCGGACGAGAACAUCCCUGAGAACCCGCUGCAAUUCCUCUAUCCCAGAAUCCCUCGGGACGAAGCUUUUGGGUGCUACUACCAGGAAAAAGUUGAUUUUGAAGAACGGAGGAAAUAUCUGAAGCACAGGCUCAUCGUCAUCUCUAACAGACAGGCGGACGAGCUGCAGCAACCUCCGGAGCUUCAACAGGAGCCAGAACUGGAGCCAUUAGAGCUAAAUGCAACCAUGGCAACCAUGGAGUUAGAACAAGACCUGGAGUUACCGAUGCUGCUGGAGACAGGGCUGGAACUAAACCCCACACCGUGUGUGACCCCAGCGCCAAGUCUGGAGACAGACCCAAGACUCUUUCCGGAGUCGGAUUUACCUCAUGAUCUGCAGCAGCUGAACAUGGAGGAGAUGGAAAUCUUCAGAAACAGCAUAGACAUUCGUAAUAUCAUGCCCCACGGGGACCCACUGUUGGCUGGCCAGAACAUCGCAGACGAAGCCUACAUGUCCUGCCAAAGCCAUUUUCAUGUGGAUGGACCCUUGAUUCCUUCUGAUGACUAGGAGCCACGUUCCCGUUUUGCCCCCCACCUCGCAUGCACCAGGACGUUGCUUCCAACAGUGGCAAAUGAGGCCUUCGAAGCUGCAUUAGCCAUGAACUUUGGAGUAGGAGGGAAAAGCAUAAGAUGGCUUGGAAGCCGUGCCAAGGAGUCAGAAGAGACACUGGCUGUAGUCGUACUAGGAUCCGAAGGCUGCCUGCCACGCUGGAAGACCCGGGGGUCCUGAGGAAGGGCAUGCCAAUAGGGUUCCUCCUACAGCGUCUGCCCGGCGGCGGCGCAGUCCUCCCCUCCACAGUAACCCUGAGACUCUUCCGAAGACGUCAAGCUGUGCUGCUUUAGCAGCCUUACCUCUGCUUCCCCAGCUCUGGGGGGCGUCCCUCCUAGAGGUCUGGAAGGCAAGGUGUCCGAGCGCUGGGAUUGCUUUUCAUGGUGUUCAGUAGGACUGUUUGACAGGAAGUGCCGCAGCUGGGCUGUGCUAAUAAGUUGUCACUGCUUCUUCUGUACAUUGUUAACUUGAAAGCACAGCUCCGUCCCUUAGGUGUGGCCUGCCUGGGCAAGGACCUCAGAGGCUUCUGGACAUCCUUAAGCCUCAGCCAUUGCCAGGGAGCCCGGGAGCAGCUGCCACUACUCUAAGGUCGGCUUGUGAUAGGACUUGGUUAAUGAACCUGAGGGAGGCAUACUGUGACCGUUGCUACCCGGGGUGUCAGAAGAGCAGUCCUGUUGAGGGAGGGUGCCAUGAAGGGGACUUGAACAAAGCCAAGGGACUAGACGUGGAAGAUGUACAGAGGAACAAGGAAACUCAGGGAGCUAAAAGCAGAAGUCAUGAGAAAAAGGCCCUGGCUGACAGGUGAAGUUAAGAUUCCAGCAGAAGCUGGGCUGGGUGGCGCACGCCUUUAAUCCUAGCACUCCAGAGGCAGAGAGGCUGGUGGAUCUGAUCUAUGUGAAUUCAAGGCCAGAUGGUCUACAAAGUGAGUUCUGGGAUAGCCAGGGCUACACAGA